Symbiodinium necroappetens is the source of this 1113-nucleotide messenger RNA. NCBI's taxonomy places the organism in Eukaryota, Dinophyceae, Suessiales, Symbiodiniaceae. The record is from the annotation of a GenBank genome assembly.
AUGCAGCUGGUCAGUUCUUUCUUCGUGAUCCUCAGCACCGUUCCCAGGGUCGGCGCCGUAGAAGCCUGCGACGCCCCUGUUUGGAAUGUUUGCGCCUUCGGGCGCACUGGGAGUGGCAAGAGUACGACAGGCAAUGUCUUACGAAGCAAUUCUUCUCAGGAGGGCGUGUUUCAGGCCUCAGAUAGUUUCUCAUCGGUGACAGACACCGUGCAAGCUGCUACUUGGGAGCACUUUGGUGUUCGUUACACGUAUGUAGACACCCCUGGCCUUUUUGACACUACCGUCAGCCAUGCGGAUGUGAUCAAGGAUCUCUCCAAAGUGCCCAUGUUUGCAAAGGCAGGCUGCCACGUCAUAUUGCUCAUGCUCUGCCCGCAGAGCAGGUUCACAAACGAGGAGCGAGCGGCUGUUGACGGGAUAUUGGCACUCUUAGGUGGCAUGCAGAAAGUCAAGUCUCACCUGCUAUUGGCACUGAGCCAGGGAUACGACUGGCCUUUGGAAAGGGUGUGGGCGGCAGCCAAGUGUAGUGGCCAGCACAAGCUUGAAUCUCUGCUGGAGCUUCGGCGGGAUUUCAUUGUGAGCAUCAACAUAUACAAUGAAAGUACCCGUGAAGAAAGCGCCAGAGCAGUUCACAAUGCUAUCUCCCGCUUGGUGCGCGCAAACGGUGGACGCCCGUACACGAAUGCGUACUUGGAGACGGCUUCCUCACGUUUGGAAGAGAUCUUGGAAGGUCUGGACCCAGCAGUCGCAGCGGAGAAGAAAGCCCGCCAGCAAGAAGCCAUGAUGCAAGAGCAGAUUCGCCGGGAGCAAGAGAAGGUGGAAAUCGUCAGGGCACAGCUGCAAGAGAGCGAAAGGCGGCGCAAGGAACAGCUGGUGUGGCGGAUUUGGCACUGGAGCGGACGGCCGGGGGAGAUAAUACCAAUCUUCAACAUCGCACGUCCUGACUCCCUCGCUGUCUUGCGGGAGCUUGGUGAUGGAAAUGUGCUGCAGUCGGUUGGCAAGGUCUGUACUGUGGAAGACUACGGCACAGGCAGCGGCAGGACAAAGGUGAGGGUAGACGAGAUUUGGCGAACAGGCACAGAUCAGUACGAGGCCAAGUUACAGGUGUUGAGGUGA